Molecule: messenger RNA, 2511 nt
Organism: Oncorhynchus kisutch (coho salmon)
Lineage: Eukaryota; Metazoa; Chordata; Actinopteri; Salmoniformes; Salmonidae
Product: rho-related GTP-binding protein Rho6-like
Exons: 5
Coding region: 133-831 (232 amino acids)
Biological process (GO): small GTPase-mediated signal transduction
Molecular function (GO): GTP binding; GTPase activity
Source: RefSeq, a predicted model, not a curated record
GCUGGCAGCAAGCUUCAGCGCAGGAGGAGAGAAUCACGGCACAAAGCACUGAUUACUGACAGAGGAUUUACAAAGGAAGGGUUUUGUUUCACAUAUACAUUUAUUGUAUUCAUCAACCUAAUAUUUUUCACAAUGAAGGAAAGGAGACUUACCCAGCCUAUGGUGGCGAGAUGUAAACUGGUGUUGGUUGGGGAUGUUCAAUGCGGGAAAACCGCAAUGUUGCAAGUCCUGGCCAAGGAUUCCUAUCCUGAGACAUAUGUUCCAACAGUAUUUGAGAACUACACAGCCUGUCUGGAGCUGGAGGACCAGCGCGUAGAGCUCAGUCUUUGGGACACGUCAGGCUCCCCGUACUAUGAUAACGUCCGACCCCUGUGCUACAGCGACUCAGACGCUGUGCUCCUCUGUUACGACAUCAGCCGACCAGACUCAAUUGAUGGUGCACUGAAAAAGUGGAAGACAGAGAUCCUGGAUUUCUGCCCCAGCACACGCAUCCUCCUGAUAGGCUGUAAAACAGACCUGCGCACAGACGUGUGUACGCUCAUGGAGCUGUCCAAUCAGAAGCAGACACCCAUCUCACAUGAGCAGGGUUCCUCCAUGGCCAAGCAGCUAGGUGCGGAGGCCUACUUGGAGUGUUCGGCCUUCACCUCAGAGAAGAGCAUCCACAGUGUGUUCCGUACUUCAGCCCUGGCCUGCAUCAGCAAGCUACAGCCCUCCACCAAGACCAGCCCUGCCCGACGCCUCUCCAAGAGACUCCUUUUCCUGCCCAGAAAGUCUGACCUCCUCUCCUCCACCUUCGGCAAGGACAAGGCCAAGGGCUGCUCCAUCAUGUGAGGGAGGGGGAAGACACCAGACUGGGGGGCCAGCGAUUCACUCCAUUGAACAGUCCAGCGGGCAAAAGGGGGUGCAAGGUGGUAGAGGGGCAAGGGAAUCGGAAGUAUGGGGGAAGGAAGGGGUUUCUUUAGAACCCCUCUGGCCUCCCCCAACAUCCUCCCCAGUCCCCACCCCUACUGACGCCCCACUUGAAAAAACAUGGUUUACUCUGUAUAGGAUAUACUGGUCCUCUUCAUGAUCACCCCCCCACAAACAAACAAACACACACACACACACACACUCGGGCGGUAGGUAGCCCAGUGGUUAGAGCGUUGGGCCAGUAACCGAAAGGUUGCUGGAUCGAAUACCUGAGCUGACAAGGUAAAAAUCUGUAAAAUUCUGAGCAAGGCAGUUAACCCCUGUUCCUCGGGUGCUGAAAAAGUGAAUGUCAAUUAUGGCAGCCCCCCACACCUCUCUGAUUCAGAGACUGAAAAAUAAGCCUCCUUCAUGUUCCACAAUUGAUCACCUGGGAUGACUCUCUGGAGUUGUCAUUCUUGUAGUGUGGCUGGCCAUUAUUGAUGAGAGUACAGGAUCAAGGCCUUUACAAAGAUGGGUCUCUCAUUCAUACUUAGUGGAGAGUGUAAGUAAUGGGGUAAAGGGUCUGCGUGGGUGGGAUGGGUGAAUUUGAGCCGAAACAACUAACAGGCUGGUCCUGUCCAAAGUAAGUUAUUUUUCAGUUUGUUUUGCUUUGAAGUCUUUUAAGUAUAAGGUGAUUUAUAUUUUUCAGUAUUCUUCAAAUUUGUAAUCUGCUUUCUGCCCAGUCCUUUUUAAUUGUAGUUGCUUUUUUUUUUCAUUGUUGUUGUACUCACUGAAGUCAUCUUGUAUUAGGAGCUGUCUACGACCCAGCUAAUUGAGGACUUCAUGAUUUGCACAGACAGGGGCUCUGAGUUGUUUGGACUUACAGAACACUGGAAUUUAAGGGUUGCUUAGCAACUGUGUGAGCAGCGGCAGAAGUCAGCAGAAUUGUGAUGAUGGGUGCAGUUUCUGGCUCUGAGAGAAAAGAAAGAGGGCUCCAACAGUUUUUUAUUUAUUUAUUUCACCUUUAUUUAACCAGGUGCGUCUCACCUUUCAUUUGUAGCAUGAGACCACUGCUAAGGUGACGGCUAGACAUUUCAGUUAGUAGUGCACUGCUGAAAAACAUCUGAAAAAUAUCUGAAAAACUAAUUUGAAGCCUCCGAACUCAGUGGCAGCUCAGUGGCUUGUGUCAGAACAAAAAAAGCUAUUUGAGUAUCUUUUAUAACCUGAGUUCCCAGCAAUGAGUGAAUAAGCUCCAAAUCUGCCUGGAGUGACUGAAACACUGUUCAGAAAAAAAGUCAAUUUGACUGAAUAUACAGCCGUCAUUAUGUUUCUGCUCCCACUCCUUUGCUAAGAACAGACCAUGUCUGGUUGUACAUAUCCUGCUUUAUAUGCCAUUUGUAAAGCUCCAAAAAGAAUGUUGUUGGAACAAAACUCAGUGUUUGUGUUAAGUAAAAUGGCUUCAACUUAAUUUAUUAAUGAAAUACUGUAUUGCUCAAUGUUGUCGUUUUAUUUUUGACUGUAAAUUUUGGGGUAGAAUUCUUAAUUUGAAUGGACACUGAAUUUCUUUUCUGUCCAUACGUUUUCUCUUUGGUUCUGAAUAAAGCUCACCUUUUGUUCAUCAUA